This is a messenger RNA of Strigops habroptila (Kakapo), 2083 nucleotides long. It is a transcript of the gene ERP44, whose product is annotated as endoplasmic reticulum protein 44. The transcript has 12 exons. Bases 360 to 1580 code for a protein of 406 amino acids. The record is from RefSeq and is a predicted model, not a curated record. Lineage: Eukaryota; Metazoa; Chordata; Aves; Psittaciformes; Psittacidae.
GGGCCCCGUAACUCACCUCGACCCCACCCGCCUCCUCAUCACGCCGCCACCGGGCCCCACCCCUCGGCGGCCGGGCGGGGCCGGGGCUGGGGCGCGGGCGGCCCCGGUGUGUUCUGGGAUCGCUCCGUGCCCUCCCUUCCCCUCCCGGGCGGUGGGAGCGGGCCCGGCGGUGGGCGGCUGGAACUACGCUUCCCGGCGUGCCCCGUGGAGCGCGGGAACCCGGAAGUGAGCGGCGGAGGCGGGCAGCGCGGGGCCCCGCGGUGGAACUUGGCCGGGUGUUUCCUGGCGACGGGGGAAGUGAGGAGCCGCCGCGGAGAGUGGGAGCCGCGUUUCUCCCCCUCCCGGUCGCCCGAUCUACCAUGAGACCCGCCAUCUUCCCGCUCCUGCCUGACCCUGGCUGCCUCCUCCUCCUCCUGGUGUCUUGGCUUUUUAAUCCAACAAGAAGUGAAAUAACAAGUUUAGAUAGUGGAAAUAUAGAUGACAUUUUAAACAAUGCAGAUGUUGCUUUAGUUAAUUUUUAUGCUGAUUGGUGCCGCUUCAGCCAAAUGCUGCAUCCUAUUUUUGAGGAAGCUUCUAACGUAAUUAAGGAAGAAUAUCCAGAUAAGAAUCAAGUGGUGUUUGCUAGAGUAGACUGUGAUCAGCAUUCGGAUAUAGCUCAGAGAUACAGGAUAAGCAAAUACCCAACCCUGAAACUCUUCCGGAAUGGAAUGAUGAUGAAGAGAGAAUACAGGGGCCAGAGAUCUGUGACAGCAAUCGCAGAUUACAUCAGGCAGCAGAAGAGUAACCCUAUUCGGGAGGUCCAGGAUAUGGAGGAAAUUAGUUCUCUUGAUCGCAGCAGAAGAAAUAUUGUUGGAUACUUUGAGCAAAAGGACACUGACAAUUACAGAACCUUUGAAAGAGUAGCGAAUAUUUUGCAUGAUGAUUGCAUAUUCCUGUCUGCCUUUGGGGCUAUUUCAAAAGCAGAGAGAUUUAGCGGAGACAAUGUAAUCUACAAGCCACCAGGGGAAAAUGCUCCAGAUAUGGUGUAUUUAGGCUCACUAACCAAUUUUGAUUUGAUUUAUGCAUGGACACAAGAUAAAUGUGUACCACUUGUUCGAGAAAUUACAUUUGAAAAUGGAGAGGAACUGACAGAAGAAGGCCUUCCUUUUCUCAUACUUUUCCACAUGAAAGAUGACUUGGAGAGUUUAGAGAAAUUCCAACAGGAAGUUGCACGACAGUUAAUAAGUGAAAAAGGUACAAUAAACUUCCUCCAUGCUGACUGUGAUAAAUUCAGGCACCCGCUCCUCCACAUUCAGAAGACUCCAGCAGACUGCCCUGUUAUUGCCAUCGAUAGCUUUAGGCACAUGUAUGUCUUUCCAGACUUCAGUGACUUGUCAGUUCCAGGUAAACUGAAGCAAUUUGUACUAGACUUGCAUUCUGGAAAAUUGCAUAGAGAGUUUCAUCAUGGCCCUGAUCCAACUGAUGUAGCACCCGGUCAGCCAAUUCAGGAUUUAGCAAGCAGCCCACCAGAGAGCUCAUUCCAGAAACUGGCACCCAGUGAACAUAGGUACACCUUAUUGAGGGAAAAAGAUGAACUUUAAAAACUUGAAAUAAUCUUGCAAGCCUUUCAGACAGCAGCAUUGACUUCUGUGUGGUGGAAAUAGUAAACCUAUAUUUUCAUAAUUCUAUGUGUAUUUUUAUUUUGAAUAAACUGAAAAAUAAUUUUUUUCUCCCCAGGCUUGUAAAUACAUUUGUUUGGUGGGUCACUCUGUACAGCAUCUUUCAACCAGUACGCUCUUAAUGCUAUAGUGAAAUAGCAGAGACCCAGCCAGACUCUUGAUCUAACUCUGUUCUGUAAAACUUUUAUAAUCCAAAUGAAGGUAUCCUUGCCAGAGACAUGCUGUUAACUUGCACUAUCCCAUUAAAUAGGACUUUUGGGUUGUUUUCUGUGUAACCUUGGUAGUAUGUGCUUCUUUCUUCUUCUUUUUCUUCUUCAUGGUAACAGCUAUCCUGGUAAUCUAUUUCUUUGUCACAUUUUUCUCCAACUUAAGAGGGUCUUCUAUUCUGGAUACUUGGGAGGGGAAUAAAUUAAAGUUUUACAGAA